Arvicanthis niloticus (Nile rat) is the source of this 2879-nucleotide messenger RNA. RefSeq names its product zDHHC palmitoyltransferase 18 (gene Zdhhc18). Gene Ontology annotation, biological process: peptidyl-L-cysteine S-palmitoylation; protein targeting to membrane. NCBI's taxonomy places the organism in Eukaryota, Metazoa, Chordata, Mammalia, Rodentia, Muridae. The record is from RefSeq and is a predicted model, not a curated record. Gene Ontology annotation, cellular component: endoplasmic reticulum; Golgi apparatus. Gene Ontology annotation, molecular function: protein-cysteine S-palmitoyltransferase activity.
CUCGGCCCGGUCCCGGAGCGGCCGGGCGCCGAGCCGAGGCCCGCGGCCGGCCGCAUGAAGGACUGCGAGUACCAGCAGAUAAGCCCCGGGGCCGCCCCGCCGCCCGCCUCCCCCGGGGCGCGUCGCCCCGGCCCCGCCGCGCCCCCUGCUCCAAGCCCCGGGCCCGCGCCUGGCGCGUCGCGCUGGAGCGGCAGCGGCAGCGGCAGUGGCAGCGGCAGCGGGAGCCUGGGCCGCCGGCCCCGGCGUAAGUGGGAGGUGUUCCCGGGCCGCAACCGCUUCUACUGCGGCGGCCGGCUCAUGUUGGCCGGCCACGGCGGCGUCUUCGCGCUCACGCUGCUGCUCAUCCUCAGCACCACCAUCCUCUUCUUCGUCUUCGACUGUCCCUACUUGGCCCGCACACUGACCCUGGCCAUCCCCAUCAUCGCCGCCAUCCUCUUCUUCUUCGUCAUGAGCUGUCUCCUGCAGACCAGUUUCACUGACCCUGGCAUCCUACCCCGGGCCACCGUCUGUGAGGCCGCUGCCCUGGAGAAGCAGAUCGAUAACACAGGCAGCUCCACAUACCGACCGCCUCCUCGGACUCGGGAGGUGAUGAUCAACGGACAGAUGGUGAAGCUCAAGUAUUGCUUCACCUGUAAGAUGUUUCGGCCUCCCCGGACCUCACACUGCAGUGUCUGUGACAACUGUGUGGAACGGUUUGACCAUCACUGCCCUUGGGUGGGCAACUGUGUGGGGAGACGGAACUACCGCUUCUUUUAUGCAUUUAUUCUCUCCCUCUCCUUCCUGACGGCCUUCAUCUUCGCCUGCGUGGUCACCCACCUGACCCUGCUUUCUCAAGGAAGCAACUUCCUCUCCGCUCUAAAAAAGACACCAGCGAGUGUGCUGGAGUUGGUCAUCUGCUUCUUCUCAAUCUGGUCCAUCCUGGGCCUCUCAGGGUUCCACACUUACCUCGUGGCCUCCAACCUGACAACUAAUGAAGAUAUCAAAGGGUCUUGGUCCAGCAAGAGGGGUGGCGAGGCCUCUGUCAACCCCUACAGCCAUAAAAGUAUUAUCACCAACUGUUGUGCUGUACUCUGUGGCCCAUUGCCCCCCAGCCUGAUUGACCGGCGGGGAUUUGUGCAGUCUGAUACCGUGUUGCCCUCACCCAUCAGAAGUGACGAGCCAGCCUGUGGAGCUAAGCCAGACGCCAGCAUGGUAGGAGGCCACCCCUGAAUGUGACUGAGUGCUUACCUGCUGCCCUCCACACCUGCCGGGACCCUCCCCAUGCCAUCUGAGGGAAGCAGCCGCCAAAGACUCGAGUCUUUUCCUAUUUAUUUCCCACCCAGCAUGGUUUUCUUUGAACUAUACCAUAGCUGUGUCCUCUGCUUCCCAAACCUAGGUUCCCACAGUUUAGGCCCUAGGUCCCCCAGCUGGUCAGUGGCAGGAGAGAAAGAGAGCCACAGCCUCUGGAGGCUACUAAGGAGACUAUGCCAAGUCACUGCCUGAGCCCAGGGAGGCCCAGCAUGAGUGAGGGCAUGAACUGAAUGGGCGGCCUCCCAGCUGAAGGCAUGUUUGGACCUUGGUGAGCCAGGGGGUUCUGGGAGCAGGCCUGCUGAGUAGCUGGCUCUGAGCCACAGGCAACAGGUGGGGACCCUUCCGGGGACUGCUUUGGUUUGGGGCUCCUACAUUCCAUUUGUGAUGACCACUGGGGUUCUUUGGGGAGGGGUUGUAUGGAAUUAGCCAGUAGGAUAGAGCUGGGGUACUAGUAGAGGACAUGGGUAGAGGAUGAGAGGCAGCCUGUGUCAGAGGAGGUCAAACAAGCCAUCCAGGUCCCCAGAACCUUGCUCCUGUAGAGUCCUGGGCAGCACAGUAGAAGUGGGGACCUGGCUUUCCCCCUGUCCACAGAGACUCUCGAAAGGAUCCUUUCCUGUGCCCCCCAAUCCCUCUUCCAGGUCAGGGCUAGAGGUGGGUGGAUUAGCUCAAGCUGACAAUACUUGAAACGGGUUUAUUAAUGCUGGGUAUUUUGCACAAUUUUAUAGACUUCUUUUUUACAUAGCCUCUUAAAAAUAGGAGUUAAUGUGUUACUAUCCCUGUAGUGCCAAGUCAAGGGUUUUCAGAAGGUUAGGUAGUGUGAUACAUUUAUUACAGCAGUAGCUAUGAGGGAUUGUGUGUAUGCACACAUGUGUGUUCAUGCGUGCCGGUGUACAGAUACAGCUGACUCCUGUGUCCUCUGGGCUAGUCCCUUUCCCCAUUGCCCUGGGUUCAGAAGCAGCCUGAGAUAUGGGAGACUAGGGGGAGGCUGUGCGUUAGUCACGAGAGACCACUGGCUCCUGCCCACUUUCCUUUCACCAGGCCCUUUAGACUCCACCACCCAGCCCCCAGGUCACGCUCCCAGCUGUGACCUGCCCCAACAGGCUGAGGCUAGGUGUGGUGGGUGGGGUGAUGGCUCUGGGGAGCGGCUGCUAUUCUGCAAGCCACACCCCCUCCUAGGUGUUCUGCUCUGAGUGUUGGCUAGGGACUAGGACACAGAACGUUUCUGCUGAUCAGGAAUGAAGGAAGGGGCAGAGUGGACAGGAGGCAUGUGUGGGUGUCCAGAAGCUUCAGCAUGGCCUCUCAGCAAAACAGCCUUCUCCUUGGCCCAUCAGGUGGGCUGAAACCCUUGGAUCAAAGCAUAGGAAGUCACUACUAAGUCCCUUCCUUGUUCCCAAGGCCAGUGGGUCCCAGACAGAGCUAGGAAGUGGUGGGUGCCAGGGGGCACUGGGAGACGGCUUCAGAGCCCCAGGUCGUCCCGGGUGGCCCUGGGAGGUAGGUAGGAAGGAGUGGAAGAGGCUCCCUAACCGCCUUCCGUUUGAGCCAGUAUCUUUGUUCCUGCUUGUAAUAAAGCUUCUGUUUUUAAGAGUUGA